Messenger RNA from Mytilus trossulus (common blue mussel), 3209 nucleotides. Its product is annotated as 3-hydroxy-3-methylglutaryl-coenzyme A reductase-like. Gene Ontology annotation, biological process: coenzyme A metabolic process; sterol biosynthetic process; isoprenoid biosynthetic process. NCBI's taxonomy places the organism in Eukaryota, Metazoa, Mollusca, Bivalvia, Mytilida, Mytilidae. The transcript is spliced from 21 exons. Gene Ontology annotation, cellular component: endoplasmic reticulum membrane; peroxisomal membrane. Bases 137 to 3064 code for a protein of 975 amino acids. The record is from RefSeq and is a predicted model, not a curated record. Gene Ontology annotation, molecular function: protein binding; NADP binding; hydroxymethylglutaryl-CoA reductase (NADPH) activity.
GAAAUCUGACUAAGAUUGGCAUCACUUCCUGUUACCUCUAGUAAAUAAGGUUAUUUGGUUUAUGCAACCACCCAAUUUGACGAAGAGAUUUUAUCAUGUUUUUGUUGACACGCAAAUGGAUAAAUGACCUUUAAAGAUGUUAUCUGAUAUAUAUCAUACUCAUGGGUACUUCUGUGCCUCCCAUCCAUGGGAGAUAAUCAUUGGAUCAGUCACAGUUACAACUUGUUUAUUGUCUGUCAGUCUGUUUACAGCAGGUAGCAGAAUUUGUGGAUGGAAUUAUGUUUGUGAAAAUGACAAGGAAGAAGAAAGCUCAGAUUUAAUGAUUUUAACAGUGACUAGGUGUUUAGCUGUUAUGUAUCUGUACUUACAAUUUAGAAAUAUAAGACAGCUUGGAUCCAAAUACUUACUAGGUAUUUCUGGGUCAUUGAUGAUUAUUUCCAGUUUUGUGCUGACUGCAGUAAUUGUGAAAGUAUUUGGUGGUAAUAUCUCCGGUCUUAGUGAAGCUUUGCCAUUUUUCCUGUUGUUGGUGGAUCUGUCUAAAGCAUGUGCAUUAGCCCAGUAUGCCUUAAAAUCUAAAACACAAGAAGAGGUACAGACAAACAUUGCUGAAGGGAUAUCUUCAAUUGGUCCUGCUAUCACUUUAGAUUCUAUAUGUGAAGUUUUAGUCAUAGGUGUAGGAACACUCUCAGAUGUAAAGCAGCUAGAUUCCAUGUGUUGUUAUGGGUGUCUGUCUGUUGUAGCCCACUAUCUAGCAUUUAUGGUGUUUUAUCCUGCUUGUCUUUCCUUAAUAAUACAGAUUACAAGAACAAGAAACAAUGGAAGACCUCUUCUCCAACUUCAGCAACUCGCCAAAGUGUUAGAGAAAGAGGAGGAAAAGAAGCCAAAUCCAGUCAUACAACACAUUAAAAUGAUAAUGUCAGCAGGACUGAUGAUAGUACAUAUACAUAGUAGAUUUAUAACUGAAGAAGGAGAGAAGUCACGGUUCAGUAGUUUAUUAACCACCACUGAAAUGUUAGAGAGAGACAGACAACCAGAGAUGCCUUUAGUUCAGUUUUACUUAUUAAGACUAUUAACCCAUCAUAUUGACUACACAUUUAUGUUUGUGUUAGCAGUAUUUCUUACUGUCAAGUAUGUAUUCUAUGAUGAUCAUAUAGAGGAAGAAUUAACACGUAAACUUGAAGAAGCAAGUCAGACAAGGAGGAGAGAAUUAUCUGACAGUCUAAGGGAUGGUACUUCACAAACAACUGAAUCAAUGGAUAAUAUUGUUCAAUCACAAGACGAAACAGACUUCAAACAGAAGAAUACAGUGAGCUUUACACAGCCAACAGAAACAAUAGAAUUUAAAUUUUCCCUUGGUGAUGACAGUGAUUCUGAGGAAGAGGAUAAGUCCAUUGAUAAAGGGGUACAGACAGAGAAUAAAAUGUCACAUUACAAACCUCUUCAGAGAUUACCUUCCCUUCAGCCACCAAGGUCAAUGGAACAAUGUUUGCAAAUAUUGAAUUCAGAUGGUGGACCUUCUUUAUUAACCGAUGAAGAGAUUAUAAGUCUAGUCAAGUCUCGCCAUAUACCAGCAUACAAAUUAGAACUUAUGUUGAAUGAUUUCGAAAGAGGUGUAGUAAUAAGGAGAGAAAUGUUAUUAAAUAGCUUGAAGCAGAGCAGAGUAUUAGAUAACCUACCUUACUCUGAUUAUGCUUAUGAAUAUGUAAAUGGUGCUUGUUGUGAAAAUGUGAUAGGUUAUAUGCCAGUACCUGUUGGUGUAGCAGGACCUUUAUUGUUGAAUGGAAAACUUUUCCAUGUUCCUAUGGCAACAACAGAAGGCUGUCUGGUAGCCAGUACUAACAGAGGUUGUAAAGCUCUUGAGCAAAGUGGUGGAGUAACGAGUGUGGUUAUAAAUGAUGGUAUGACAAGGGCACCUGUUGUAAGAUUGUCUUCUGCCAAGAGAGCUAGUGAAGUGAAGAAAUGGUUAGAAGAUAAAGACAAUCAAGAUAAAGUUAAAGAAAGUUUUGAUACGACUAGCAGGUUUGCCAGACUUACUAAUUUACAUAUUGUACAAGCUGGAAAACUUUUAUACAUCAGAUUUAUAGCUGUUACAGGUGAUGCCAUGGGCAUGAAUAUGUUAUCAAAGGGAUCUGAGAAAGCCCUUGAAAUGCUAUCAGUAGAGUUUGCAGAUAUGGAAAUUUUAAGUUUAAGUGGAAACUUCUGUACUGACAAAAAAGCUGCUGCUGUGAAUUGGUUAGAAGGCAGAGGUAAAUCAGUAGUCUGUGAGGCUGUUAUACCUGCUCAUAUAGUGGAGAAAUUACUGAAGACAAAUGUACAAUCAUUAGUGGACCUAAACAUUAGUAAAAACCUGGUUGGUUCGGCUAUGGCUGGGAGCAUAGGAGGAUUCAAUGCACAUGCUGCUAAUAUUGUAACAGCCAUCUUUAUUGCUACAGGCCAGGACCCAGCUCAGAAUGUGACAAGUUCUCAUUGUAUUACUCUGAUGGAAGCUACUGGAGAAAACAACUCUGAUCUUCUCAUUAGUUGUACCAUGCCAUGUUUAGAGGUGGGAACAAUAGGUGGAGGAACAGUGCUGCCACCUCAGUCAGCAUGUUUAGAGAUGUUGGGAGUGUGUGGGUCUUGUACAGAGAAUCCUGGAGAGAAUGCCAAGCUUUUAGCCAGUAUUAUAUGUGGAACAGUGUUAGCUGGAGAAUUAUCUUUAAUGUCAGCUUUGGCUGCAGGCCAUCUUGUCAGAAGUCAUCUCAAACAUAACAGAUCAACAGUAAAUGUGUUACCUAACCAGAGCUUGCCAAGUUCAUCAGAUAUAUCUCAGUCAUCACAACAUUCUCAUACAGACAGUUCUCAUAAACUUUUAGGUUGUCCAAUAAAUGCCAUCAACAGUGAACAUAGUAUACCAAACUCAGUGGAUAGUAACAAUACACAAACCAAAUCUAACCACUUCCUGUCACCUGUGUGUGAUUCUCGUAGGAAAUCAUGUGAUACAACCAAAUCUGGAAAAUCCAAUGAAAACAGUAAUGAUGCGAAUUUAGACAAAGAUUGUUCAAAUAAAAAGGAUAAGAUAUCAUGACAAAGCAGUUAAUUAGGAUAUUCUUGUUAUCGAAAAGUGCUGUGGCAUUAUAGCAUUGUGUAUCAGUUUUAAAGUGAUGAAUGCAUAAAUGUAAGAAUGUGAUGUUGAAGUUUAUAAAAUAAUAAACACAAGUGGUAACCUUUUA